Molecule: messenger RNA, 1608 nt
Organism: Sphaerulina musiva SO2202
Lineage: Eukaryota; Fungi; Ascomycota; Dothideomycetes; Mycosphaerellales; Mycosphaerellaceae
Product: glycoside hydrolase family 47 protein
Exons: 3
Coding region: 1-1608 (535 amino acids)
Biological process (GO): carbohydrate metabolic process; N-glycan processing
Cellular component (GO): Golgi membrane; endoplasmic reticulum
Molecular function (GO): mannosyl-oligosaccharide 1,2-alpha-mannosidase activity; calcium ion binding
Source: RefSeq, a predicted model, not a curated record
AUGGAAAGCAUCGAUCUGGGCGAGUCUGGCGAUACUACACCUUGCUCAAGUGUCCACUACGACAAGCAAUGUGGUGUGAAUUACGACUAUACAGGCUUUACACAAGAUCAGAACGAACGCGCAGAUGCCGUCGUGGAGAUGUUCCGACAUGCAUGGACUGGCUACUUCGACUAUGCUUUCCCGAAUGAUGACCUGCUGCCCAAGAACAAUUCGUACAGGAACAGCCGGAAUGGCUGGGGCUUGACGGCGAUUGACGGACUCGACACCGCCAUCAUUAUGGAACAGCAGGAUAUCGUCGACGUGGUUCUCGACUUCAUUCCCACAGUUGACUUUACUAAAAACAAUGCCAAAGGACCUCAAGAUGCUCAGACCACGAGCUUAUUCGAGACCAAUAUUCGCUACCUCGGAGGUCUGUUGUCCUCUUACGACCUCCUGAAAGGCCCCUUUAAGCACUUGGCCCCAGACGGUGACAAGAGAGUCGAUGCCUUACUUUCACAGGCCGUCUCGCUUGCCGACACACUCAAGUUCUGCUUCGACACUCCCAGCGGGAUCCCCGUGAACCUCGUAUGGAUCGAUAACCAGACUUUUACCAAUUCUUCAGUGAUGCUGAAUGGUGAUUACACUGCCGGCCUUGCCGAAAUUGGCACUCUCGUGCUCGAAUGGCAGCAUCUCAGCGAUCUCAGCGGAGAUCCCUCAUACGGCGAGCUUGCACAGCGUGCCGAGUCUUACUGGUUCCAAGCACCGGAAGUCUGGCCUGGUCUCACGGGGGGAAACUUUAGCGUCGGCACAGGUGAAUUACUCGACGAUUAUGGUGGCUGGACAUCGGGAAACGACAGUGCGUAUGAAUAUCUCAUCAAGAUGUAUGUCUACGACCCGGAGAGAUAUUCCAACUAUAGUCAACGCUGGAUUGCAGCCGCAGACUCCACGAUUGAACAUCUCCUCAGCAGUCCGAAUACGCGUCCCGAUCUGACUAUGGCUGGCGCAUUCAGCGGAAAAGUUGUACAGAACUAUUCCGAAGGACUGGCGUGCUUCAUUGGCGGGAGUUUUAUUCUUGGCAGUACUGUGCUCAAGGAUGACCGUUACUUGGAGCGAGGUCUCCAGUUUGCAGAAUGGUGUGCGAACGGCUAUCGGUAUGCUGCAAGUGGUAUUGGACCAGUACUGUACAGUUGGAACGAGACAAUCCUCGCGAAUCCGAAUUACACCAACCAAACGACCCUAUAUGAAAGAGCAGGAUGGUUCAUUCCUGAAAAUCUUGCAUUUGUAGGCGGACAGGCCCCUGAAGCAGUAGAGUCGUGGUAUUAUGCGCACCAAGCCACUGGGGACCCAUACUGGCGCGAUGUCGCCUGGGCAUACACUCUGGCACAAAACAAGACCCUUCGUGUGGGCUCUGGCUUCGCUAGCACUAGUAACGUUCUGGUAAAAGAUGGCGGAGAGAAGAGAAACUUCAUGGCGAGUUAUCUGCUGGCAGAAGUGCUCAAGUAUCAGUAUUUGAUUCAAGCACCGAAGCAGGGCAUUUGGGAUGUCAUUUAUGGAGAAGACAAGGUGAACCAUUUUGUGUACAAUACAGAAGCACAUCCGAUGAAGGUGGCGGCGAAAAAGCCUGUAUAG